Chenopodium quinoa (quinoa) is the source of this 475-nucleotide messenger RNA. RefSeq names its product 40S ribosomal protein S29. Gene Ontology annotation, cellular component: cytosolic small ribosomal subunit; ribosome. Gene Ontology annotation, molecular function: zinc ion binding; structural constituent of ribosome. Gene Ontology annotation, biological process: translation. The coding region runs from base 100 to 270 and encodes 56 amino acids. NCBI's taxonomy places the organism in Eukaryota, Viridiplantae, Streptophyta, Magnoliopsida, Caryophyllales, Amaranthaceae. The transcript has 3 exons. The record is from RefSeq and is a predicted model, not a curated record.
UCAUUCAUCUUGACCUCUUAAAGAAAUCACUAGGGUUUUCCAGAAGAAGAGCAGCGCCGUAUUCUCUCUCCUCUCAAAGGUUUCUCAGUCGAACCAAAAAUGGGACACUCUAACAUCUGGAACGCUCACCCUAAGAAUUAUGGUCCUGGAUCUCGUGCUUGCCGUGUUUGUGGCAACCCUCACGCAAUUAUUCGCAAGUAUGGAUUGAUGUGCUGCAGACAGUGCUUCCGUAGCAACGCUAAGGAAAUCGGUUUCAUCAAGUACCGUUAAACAGCUGAAGUUGUGUUAUGCACUUAUGGAAGAAGCUGUUCCGGAGAUCUCAUACUGUUAUUUUUAAGUUUUUGACUUGAAACUCUAGAAUGCCGAACACAUUACUUGUCUUUAAAUUUUGUUAUUGAAUGUAGUUGGUUUAGAUUCUUGAGUACUUGGCAUUUAUUAUGCUUCUAUGGUAAAUGUGUUGGUUGCUUUAUUUUAA